This is a messenger RNA of Miscanthus lutarioriparius, 174 nucleotides long. NCBI's taxonomy places the organism in Eukaryota, Viridiplantae, Streptophyta, Magnoliopsida, Poales, Poaceae. The record is from the annotation of a GenBank genome assembly.
AUGGAUGUCGAUGGUUGGAAAAGGUCCAGUGUAGUUGGAGGGGUGCUUGUGAUUCCGGGGCUUCACGUAUUGCUUUGGGGCAAGGACGACAAAGACCAAGAACAACACAUAGCGGAUGGCAAAGAGCACGAGUCUGAUGAGCUGGACUGCGAGAAGCAGGCGGCCGUAAUAUAA